AUGGCACUGCCGAACAAAACCGCCCUCGUGGGCCUUGCAAACGCACUUUCAGAACAGGUAAAGAGUUAUCUGGCCACUACAGAUGGGACGGAGCUCUCCAAAGACCAGAGUGUGGGAAGCCCCUCCUCGACGGAACACGCACAGGCUUGGGAGAUCGUGCGCACCUGCGACCGCAUCGGCUCCUUGAUCCAUGGCCCUGUUCCCUGGCUCCUAAGCAACGCGCUAUCGCAUCUCGAUAGCGCCUGUCUAGCUGCUGCUGUCCAGCUCAACCUACAGGAUAUCAUAGUGGACGGACCUAGUCCCACAUCACUCGACACAAUUGUCGUCGCAACUGGGGUCUCCGAGGAUUUACUACGACGGAUCCUUCGAGGAUGCGCCCAGCGCUUUAUCUUCGAGGAGGUUGCCCCUGGCCAAUACGCCCACACUGAUGCCUCAAAGAUGUUGCGGGUGACGGGCAUUCACGCCUUAGUGGGAUUCUCACGUCCUCACCAGGCAUACCGACCUAGCUGUGACGAAGUGAUGCGUUCGGGUGCCUACUUUUCCGAAUUUUUGCAGCAGACGAAAGGCAAUCCUCCGAGCUGGAAUGUGCCUUCGCCUUUCUCAUUGGCAUUUGAUCCUGCCAAAGGGUUAUUCGACUAUUACAACACGGUGGAUGAGGUUCGUGGCCGCCGCUUUGAUCUAGGUAUGGGUGGCACCGAAGCCACGAAGCCACUGGUAGAGGAGAUGUUUGAUUUCAACAGUCUACCUGAGGGAAGCACCGUUGUCGAUGUCGGCGGUGGUCGGGGUCAUCUCAGCCGGCGGGUUUCACAGAAGCAUUCCCAACUCAAGUUUAUUGUACAGGACCUGCCGGCCGUCAUUCAAGGAGUGGAGGACACCGAUCAAGUCACCAUGAUGGAGCAUGACAUCCGCCACCCGAACCCUGUGCGUGGCGCCGACGUCUAUCUUCUCCGAUCGAUUCUCCAUGACUAUCCCGAUGCUGCAUGCGUGGAAAUUCUCUCUAACAUCGUCAGCGCCAUGGACCCGGUCAAGUCGCGCAUCCUGCUCGACGAGAUGGUUAUGCCUGAUCUUUUAGCGCAGGAUUCGCAGCGAUUCAUGAAUCAGAUCGACAUGACCGUUGUUCUGACAUUGAACGGGAAGGAGAGGUCUACCAAGGAAUGGGAUUCGCUCAUUGCGACGGUAGAGGGUGGGUUGAAGACUGAGAAGACGUGGUGGCGCCAAGGCGAGGAAGGGUCGCACUGGGGCGUCCAACAAUUGCGUUUGCGCGGCAACUCGGCGAAGUAG
Aspergillus bombycis is the source of this 1281-nucleotide messenger RNA. Its product is annotated as sterigmatocystin 8-O-methyltransferase. NCBI's taxonomy places the organism in Eukaryota, Fungi, Ascomycota, Eurotiomycetes, Eurotiales, Aspergillaceae. The record is from RefSeq and is a predicted model, not a curated record. Gene Ontology annotation, molecular function: O-methyltransferase activity. The transcript has 5 exons. The coding region runs from base 1 to 1281 and encodes 426 amino acids.